Molecule: messenger RNA, 4055 nt
Organism: Lotus japonicus
Lineage: Eukaryota; Viridiplantae; Streptophyta; Magnoliopsida; Fabales; Fabaceae
Product: trafficking protein particle complex II-specific subunit 120 homolog
Exons: 10
Coding region: 63-3665 (1200 amino acids)
Cellular component (GO): trans-Golgi network
Source: RefSeq, a predicted model, not a curated record
AUAGCCUGACAGCAUUCGCCGAGAAAGAGCAAGAAACCAACCAACCGGCACUGUUUUUCACCAUGGAACCGGAAGUAAGCAUCGAGGGAUCAUCGGUGAUCCAAGUCGCGGUGGUUCCGAUCGGGACAGUACCGCCGAACAUGCUGCGUGACUAUUACUCGAUGCUGCUCCCACUGCACUCGAUCCCGCUCUCCGCGAUCAGUUCCUUCUACACGGAGCACCAGAAAUCGCCGUUCGCGAAUCAGCCCUGGGACACCGGUUCGCUCAGCUUCAAAUUCGUCCUCGGCGGCGCUCCGCCGAGUCCCUGGGAGGAUUUCCAGUCCUACCGGAAAACCCUCGCUGUUGUUGGCAUUGUUCACUGCCCUUCCUCGCCGGAUCUCGACGCCGUUGUUGAUCAGUUUGCUAGCGCCUGCAAGUCUUACCCUUCGUCUCUCGUCGAUCGCUGCUUCGCCUUCUGCCCCAAUGAUUCUCAGCUUGAUGAUGGAAGUAAGAGAGAGGGGAAUUUGAGGUUGUUUCCUCCAGCGGAUCGUCCGACAUUGGAAUUUCACUUGAACACUAUGAUGCAAGAAGUAGCUGCUUCGCUGCUUAUGGAGUUUGAGAAAUGGGUGCUUCAGGCGGAAUCUUCUGGAACAAUUCUCAAGACGCCUUUGGAUUCUCAAGCUAGUCUCAGCUCAGAGGAGGUAAUUAAGGCCAAAAAGAGGAGACUUGGGCGUGCUCAGAAGACCAUUGGUGAUUACUGCUUGCUGGCAGGUUCCCCUGUUGAUGCCAAUGCUCAUUAUUCUACUGCGUUGGAACUUGCAAGAUUGACUGGUGAUUACUUCUGGUAUGCUGGAGCAUUGGAGGGUAGUGUUUGUGCCUUGCUGAUUGACCGUAUGGGCCAGAAAGAUUCAAUCUUGGAGGACGAAGUUAGAUAUCGUUAUAAUAGUGUGAUCUUGAAUUACAAGAAGUCGCAAGAUAAUGCUCAGAGAGUUUCUCCCAUAACUUUUGAACUUGAAGCUACUUUGAAAUUAGCAAGGUUCCUUUGCAGGAGAGAGCUGGCGAAGGAGGUGGUGGAGUUGUUGACAACUGCUGCUGAUGGUGCUAAAUGUUUAAUUGAUGCAAGUGAUAGACUCGUAUUAUAUAUUGAAAUAGCUCGUUUGUAUGGCAGUCUUGGAUACCAGAGAAAAGCUGCUUUCUUUUCAAGGCAGGUUGCUCAGUUAUAUCUGCAGCAGGAUAACAGGCUAGCGGCAAUUAGUGCUAUGCAAGUUUUAGCUAUGACCACAAAAGCUUAUCAUGUGCAAAGUAGAUCAUCAAUCUCCGAUCAUUCCAUGCAUAAUAAGGGAAUUGGAUCAAAUAAUGCUGAUAGUGGGAAAAUGUAUCAUCAAUCAGUAGUCUCACUAUUUGAGUCUCAAUGGAGUACCCUCCAGAUGGUUGUAUUAAGAGAAAUUCUGCUCUCUGCAGUUCGUGCUGGUGAUCCUCUAACUGCAUGGAGCGCAGCGGCGCAGCUUCUUAGAUCCUACUAUCCUCUAAUACCUCCUGCUGGGCAACAUGGCCUUGCUAAUGCACUUUUAAAUUCCGCUGAGAGGCUGCCACCAGGGACUCGUUGUGCUGAUCCUGCUCUUCCUUUUAUAAGGCUGCAUUCCUUUCCUCUCCACCCAAUCCAAAUGGACAUUGUAAAACGUAAUCCAGCUAGAGAAGACUGGUGGGCAGGUUCUGCUCCUUCAGGCCCUUUCAUUUAUACACCAUUUAGUAAAGGAGAGCCAAAUAAUAUGAAGAAGCAAGAGCUUAUCUGGGUUGUUGGGGAGCCUGUCCAGGUCUUGGUGGAAUUGGCAAACCCUUGUGGCUUUGAUUUAAGGGUUGACAGCAUCUAUCUAUCUGUCCAUUCAGGAAAUUUCGAUGCUUUCCCUGUGAGUGUAAGCCUUUUACCAAAUUCUUCAAAAGUAAUAACCUUAUCAGGCAUUCCAACAUCAGUGGGGACAGUUACAAUUCCUGGAUGCAUUGUUCAUUGUUUUGGCGUUAUUACUGAACACCUGUUUAGAGAGGUUGACAAUCUGCUCCUUGGGGCUGCACAAGGGCUUGUCCUUUCUGAUCCCUUUCGAUGCUGUGGAUCUCCAAAGUUGAAGAAUGUAUCUGUCCCAAAUAUUUCUGUGGUCCAACCACUUCCAUUGUUAAUAUCACAUGUUGUUGGAGGUGAUGGUGCCAUCAUUUUGUAUGAAGGUGAAAUUCGUGAUGUGUGGAUUAGCCUUGCUAAUGCAGGCACUGUUCAAAUUGAGCAGGCACAUAUUUCACUGUCAGGGAAAAAUCAAGAUUCUGUAAUUUCAUAUUCUUCUGAGACUUUAAAAUCUUGCCUCCCUCUAAAGCCUGGAGCAGAAGUGACGUUCCCUGUGACCUUGAGAGCCUGGCAGGUUGGCUCGGUGGAUACUGAUACUGGUGUAGGGAGGACUGUCUCAGGAAGCAAUAUGAGGCAUUCCAAAGAUGGAAGCGACCCAUCACUGUUGAUCCACUAUGCUGGUCCACUGAAAACCUCUGAAGAACCUCUAACAAAUGGAUCAACUGUUCCUCCUGGAAGACGCCUUAUAGUUCCCCUUCAGAUUUGUGUUUUGCAGGGUUUAUCUUUUGUAAAGGCUCAGCUGCUUUCAAUGGAAUUUCCUGCUCAUGUUGGUGAAAAUCUUCCUAAGUUGGAUGAUAUGGAUAAUAAGUCCCCUGGAGAACAUGUUAAGUCUGAAACAAAAAUGGACAGAUUGGUGAAAAUAGAUCCUUUCAGAGGAAGUUGGGGACUGCGAUUUCUUGAACUUGAGUUGUCAAAUCCAACUGAUGUUGCCUUUGAAAUCAAUGUCUCUGUAAAACUGGAGAAUUCUAGCAAUGAGGACAAUCAUUUAGCUGAUCAGGGCGCUACAGAAUAUGGCUAUCCCAAAACAAGAAUUGAUAGAGAUUGCUCAGCAAGGGUUCUAGUGCCUCUUGAACAUUUUAAAUUACCUGUUCUUGAUGAUUCCUUUUUCAUGAAGGACACUCGUACAGAUGGAACUGGUGGGGGACGAAAUACAUCCUUCUCUGAAAAGAGCACCAAAGCUGAACUCAAUGCUUGUAUCAAGAACCUGAUAUCUAGGAUUAAGGUUCAAUGGCAUUCAGGACGCAAUAGCUCUGGAGAGUUAAAUAUCCGGGAUGCUAUCCAGGCAGCACUGCAGACAUCAGUCAUGGAUGUUUUGCUGCCAGAUCCACUGACAUUUGGCUUCAGGCUUGUUAGAGAUGGUUUUGAAUCAGAAAAACUUGAUUCUGAUAAAGAAUCUGAUAUAAUUGAAUCCCCAGCUUCCAAAGAUUCUGUGCUUGCGCAUGAAAUGACACCAAUGGAAGUUGUGGUCCGUAAUAACACAAAGGAUAUGAUCAAAAUGAGUCUUAAUAUUACAUGCAGAGAUGUAGCUGGGGAAAAUUGUGUGGAUGGUAUCAAAGCAACUGUUCUGUGGACAGGUGUUCUAAGUGAUAUUACUAUGGAAAUCCCUCCUCUGCAACAAAUUAAACAUUCUUUCUGCCUGCAUUUUUUUGUCCCGGGAGAAUAUACGCUACUUGCUGCAGCAGUGAUUGAGGAUGCAAGUGACAUCCUUAGGGCUCGUGCUAAGACCACUUCAGCUGCUGAGCCAAUCUUCUGUCGUGGACCACCUUAUCAUGUUCGUGUCGUUGGGACUGCGUGACGGUUUUUGUCCAUAAAUGUGAUGUUGGCUAAGUAUUAUACACUCAAUGCUGAUCUACAUUUGUGUCAAUGUGGUUAAAAUUUACUUUUCCGUUGAUGCGUUGAGAUGUGUUUUCUCGCACAAGCGGGAAUGCGUUGAUAGAAACAGGAAACUAAACGGGCACUUACUAAGCUGUAAUUUGUAGAUUUGCUUUGGUUAUUUAGAAUGAUGCAAUUAAGUUACACGCGGUGAAAUCGUAAUGCCCUUGGGUUCUUCUGGUUACCAUUUUCUUAGUGUACUUUCAAAUUUAAGAAUUCAACAGAAUGCAACCUUGGGGGUUUUGUUUGUAAAUCAUGUUCAUUAUACUAUGAUGAGAUAGUGGUUUUGGAAAUUGUUUAUUUCUGAACAAAA